Acomys russatus (golden spiny mouse) is the source of this 546-nucleotide messenger RNA. RefSeq names its product pterin-4 alpha-carbinolamine dehydratase 2 (gene Pcbd2). The transcript is spliced from 4 exons. Lineage: Eukaryota; Metazoa; Chordata; Mammalia; Rodentia; Muridae. The record is from RefSeq and is a predicted model, not a curated record. Bases 66 to 455 code for a protein of 129 amino acids. Gene Ontology annotation, biological process: tetrahydrobiopterin biosynthetic process. Gene Ontology annotation, molecular function: 4-alpha-hydroxytetrahydrobiopterin dehydratase activity.
CCUUCCACUCCGGGGGCCUUCGGUGCCUGGGCCGCGUCAGGCAGCUCGCCGGGCAGCCCGGAGCCAUGGCGGCGGCCGUAGGAGCGCGUGGCGCCCUACGCUGGUUCGCGGUGCUGCGUGGCCGGGGCGCGAGCCGGGCGGCCAUGUCUUCAGAUGCGCAGUGGUUGACAGCAGAGGAGAGGAAACAACUUCUUUCUGUCUUGAAAGCAGCAGGAUGGUCGGAAUUAAGUGAGAGAGAUGCUAUCUACAAAGAGUUCUCCUUCAAAAAUUUUAACCAGGCUUUUGGCUUUAUGUCCAGGGUUGCUCUGCAAGCGGAGAAGAUGAAUCAUCACCCGGAAUGGUUCAACGUGUACAACAAGGUGCAGAUAACGCUCACCUCUCAUGAUUGCGGAGGCCUAACCAAGCGUGAUGUGAAGCUGGCCCAGUUUAUUGAAAAAGCCGCUGCUUCUCUGUGAUCUCUCUGAGAGUGGACGUGAAGAUCUGAUACCCGGCUUGUCUGCAGUGGUUUUAAAGGCCAUUUAUGUGAAUAAAUUAAGUCAUAAAUUA